This is a messenger RNA of Paramisgurnus dabryanus, 1980 nucleotides long. RefSeq names its product SLAM family member 5-like. The record is from RefSeq and is a predicted model, not a curated record. Lineage: Eukaryota; Metazoa; Chordata; Actinopteri; Cypriniformes; Cobitidae.
UUUCAUUAUUAAACUCUCAUCGGAGAUUUGAAAACUAUUAAGACACGAUUAGUAGAACAUUUCUGGGGAUAUUUUUGUGUGUUGUGCAAGAUGAUGAAGAAAAUGUUUGUUGUGAUUUUGAACUGUUUCUGGAGUCUAUCUGGUGUGGCUGGUAGUGAGUCGAGGUCAGUGAUGGAGGGAGAUUCUGUCACUUUAUCAGUCAGUCUCACUGAAACACAGAGAAAAGAGGGAAUCUCCUGGAAGUUUGGACCUCGGGAUGUCACCAUAGCUGAAAUUGAGGUUGGUGACAAUAACAUCCGUCCAUAUGAAGAUAGAGCUGAUGGAAGAUUCAAAGGCAGAGUGAAGCUGGAUCACAGUGGAUCUCUCACCAUCACAAACACCAAAACCACAGACUCUGGACUUUAUAAAGUGAGCCAAACCAGCUCAGACAAACAACUCAGUGUAUUCAACAUUAAUGUCUAUGCUCCUCUUCCGGUUCCUGUCAUCACAAACGCCUCUCCAGAAAACACUUCAUCAUCAGAAAGAUCAAACUGUUCAUUGUUGUGUUCAGUGUUGAAUGGGAGAGGUGUAACUCUCUCUUGGUACAAAGGAAAGAGUUUAUUGUUUAACAUCAGUGAGUCUAAUCUCAACAUCAGCAACAUCUCUCUACCUCUGGAGGUUGAAUAUCAGGAUACAAACACAUACAGCUGUGUGGCCCAACAUCCUUUAAGCAACCAGACUCAAGAUUACUGCCUUACUGAUCUCUGUCAGCAGUGUUCAGGUCUCCCUUUCAAAUAUAUUGUUCUCAUCUGUUGUGUUGUUGGAGUUCUGAUGAUUGUAGCUGCAGUUUUGAUCUUCUGCAUCCGCAGGAAACUCAGAGCUACAGCUAAUAAAUGUGAAGACACUGAAGAGGAUGAUAACAAGUUUACAAUCCACAAGGAAGAUAAUGAAGAGGAUGAUAACAAGUUUACAACCUAUACGAGAGUUCCUGAAGUUGGUGCUUCAACCUAUGAGGGAGACAAUGAAGUGGGUGAUUCAAUAUAUGAGGUCUCUUCCGAGAGAAACCCAUAUAACAACAUCAUUUAGAAAUGUUUUUCAUAAAUGCUCCAUACUAUUGUUAUGUAUUCAUGUUAUUGUGUGUUUAUAUCUGUGCAGGGAGUCAUUAAAGAGGAUGAUUCAAAAUAUCUGGUAUCUCACCAUAGAAACAGAUAUAACAUCAUCAUUUUGAAAUGUAUUUUUAUAAAUGCUCCAUACUAUAUUUAUGUAAUCAUGUUAAAGCUUGUGUGUUUUGUGUGUUUAUAUCUGUGCAGAGAAUUACUGAAGCGGAUGAUAACCAAUAUUCAACCUGCAAUGAUGAACUUAACUACAGCUCUGUUAACCACCUUGAACAGGUCAAUUAUGUUGACAAGGUUUUCUUUGUUACACAGACUCCCAAGUUCAACUUUAAAAGAUAAAAUAAAUUAUGUGUCUUACAGUAUUUCAAAAGUUGAGACAGAAGCAGACUGUGACAGAUAAGGUUGACACUUUAACAGUCUAAAGUUUGUCUGAAGUAUCAGAACUUUACAUCCUGUGGAAUUCAGUCGGUAGUAGGUUAGUUAAGCCUAGUUUAUAUGUUUUAUUAUUAGCUUGGAACUGGUUAAACCACAGACAUGGAAAAUGUUAAAAUCUGCAUUGCAGAAUGGGAAAUAUACUCUGCUUCGCGAAAUGCUUAAAGUUUGAUUAUUUUCUUUUAUAAUAUAUAUGCAUGCCUAGCUUAAUAACAAAAGCGCUCAAAGGUACUGAGAAACUCAAGAGAUGAUUUGAUGUAUUUAUGCCCAAAUUAGUCAGGGUCUUGAAUUUUUCUUUCUGUAACCAUGCAGCUACAGUAUUAAUUUGAAGACUGACCAGAGACUUAACCAUGUGGUGAAAACCUCUCACUGAUAUUUUUGAAUGUUUACUUGGAAUUUGUUUAUUAAACCCUGACUAUUUGUAAUGGAGAUUCAUUAAACUUGUUAUAAAUAA